AUGACUUGGGACUUGAUUAAGCUGAACGACGGGUACAGCAUCCCGAGCAUUGCCUAUGGCACUUGGACACUCGGACAGGGACAGUCGACUAUCGACCAUGUCGAUGAGGCUCUCUCUGUAGGCUUCGAGCACAUCGACACUGCCCAGUCAUAUAGGAACGAAAGGGAGGCAGGCCUUGCAUUCGCGGAAAGUGGUCUGGCACGGACAGAUGUCUUCAUCACUACCAAGUACUCGGGAUUGGACGGCUUGGACGUCGAGACGUCUAUCCAAAACAGUCUGGAAAAUCUCGGUGUGAAGUAUGUGGAUCUCUACCUCAUCCACUCCCCUGGUUUGGCCCGGCCGGACAUCCCUACUGCUUGGGCGAAGAUGGAGAAGAUCAAAACUGAUGGUUUAGCGAAGAGCAUCGGUGUGAGCAAUUUCAACGUGCAGCAGCUCGAAACGCUCCUUGCGUCCUGUAAGGUCAAACCUGUCGCGAACCAGAUUAUCUUUCAUCCAUAUGCUCUUGAGCAACAGUGGCCUAUCGUCGAAUAUGGAAACAACCAUGGCGUUGUCAGCGAGGCGUAUAGUGCCCUUAUCCCACUGACCCGCCAACCUGGUGGUCCCGUUGAUGCUCCAGUCGAAGCUAUCUCAGAGCGCCUCAACGCGAAGCCUGAGCAGGUUCUUCUUGCGUGGGCGAAGGCCAAGGGCACCGUGGUCGUGACUUCGAGUACGAAGAAGGAGCGUAUGGAGGGUUACAUGGCUGCAGGAGAGCUGGAACUCACGAAGGAGGAUAUUGCCGCGAUCGACGCCGCUGGCAUCAUGGGUGCGCGUCGCAUCACCGCACGCACCUACCUCCGCCGGGCAGCCAUCGCAGCACUUGUCGGUGCCGUCAUACUCGGGGCUUGCAGCUGGAUGGGUCUGGACGUGCUGUGA
This is a messenger RNA of Sparassis crispa, 912 nucleotides long. RefSeq names its product NADPH-dependent conjugated polyketone reductase C1. The record is from RefSeq and is a predicted model, not a curated record. NCBI's taxonomy places the organism in Eukaryota, Fungi, Basidiomycota, Agaricomycetes, Polyporales, Sparassidaceae. Bases 1 to 912 code for a protein of 303 amino acids. Gene Ontology annotation, cellular component: cytosol. Gene Ontology annotation, molecular function: aldose reductase (NADPH) activity; oxidoreductase activity, acting on NAD(P)H as acceptor. The transcript is spliced from 9 exons.